ACUUCCCCUGGAUUCCUAAUGGCUCCCUUGGGGGCUGCUCCUUGGCUGUAUCCCUAAGUCUCCUAGUAAGUCCAGCCUCCCCACUCCUAGGGCGGGGAGUCCCGGGCUAGGCCAGAGGCCGGGGGAGGGGGUGGACUUUUGGCCCGUUUAUUCCCUCCAUCACAGUCAACAGCUGCAGAGCGGAGCAGGCUUGGCUCAUUCCUCUGACCUGCCAGGAAGCAGAUCCUCCCAGAGACCGGGCAGAGGCAAUCAGACCCGACCUCCAGAAGACGGCAGACAAGAAUCGCAGCUGGAUGAGCUGUCCUUCAACCUUCUCCCUCCUCAGUCUUCUUAACAUCUCUUUCGGGCCAAAGCCCCAAGAAUUCACCUGGAGGUGCCACCUCUAUCUCAAUCCCUGGGGCUCAAGCCCCCUUGGGGGACCUGCAUCCCAGCAUGUCGAUAGCUGUGGAAACCUUCGGCUUCUUCAUGUCAGCCCUGGGACUGCUGAUGCUGGGGUUGACCCUUGCGAACAGUUACUGGAGAGUGUCUACCGUCCAUGGGAAUGUCAUCACCACCAACACCAUCUUUGAGAACCUAUGGUACAGCUGUGCCACCGACUCCCUGGGAGUCUCCAACUGCUGGGACUUUCCGUCCAUGCUGGCCCUCUCUGGGUACGUCCAGGGCUGCCGAGCUCUCAUGAUCACUGCCAUCCUCCUGGGCUUCCUGGGCCUCUUUCUAGGCAUGGUGGGGCUCCGCUGCACCAACAUGGGCAACAUGGAUCUCUCCAGGAAGGCCAAGCUGCUGGCCAUUGCGGGGACCCUCCACAUACUUGCUGGAGCCUGUGGGAUGGUGGCUAUCUCUUGGUACGCUGUCAACAUCACUACCGACUUCUUCAACCCCUUGUAUGCUGGGACCAAGUAUGAGCUGGGUCCCGCCCUCUACUUGGGGUGGAGCGCCUCCCUGCUUUCCAUCCUGGGCGGCAUCUGUGUCUUCUCUACCUGCUGCUGUGCCUCCAAGGAGGACCCUGCCACUAGGGCUGGGCUUCCCUACAAGCCUUCUACAGUUGUGAUACCCAGGGCCACCUCGGAUGACAGUGACAUCAGCUUUGGUAAAUAUGGCAAAAAUGCCUACGUGUAGGAGCUCUGGCCUGGUGGACACUGUUUCUUGUCCCACUGUGCCCAGGUCCUGUGGGCAGACCAGUCUCCAGUUUAUAACCUCAGGACAGGACAAAUUUCCAGGCUUCGCCAUAUGCCUGGAAGCUAUUACCCACUCUGGGCACACCUUAUCUGGCACUCCAGCCUCUCCCAGGGACAGAAACUUCAGGGGCAACUUGCCUGCCUCCUACAACUGGACACAAGGGGGCAGAGGUGUCUGCGGCCUGUGACUCCAUAUAAAUAUGUGCAUAAAUAAAUGUAUAUUGUGAUUGUUCGGGGGCACCAGGGGUCGUGACAUUACAGGCACCUAAGGGGUCUUUUUCAAAUCAUAGACUGUCAAGCCAAGACACCACUUCAGGGCUGUCUCAUCUAGUGAAAUAGUGUUCCAGGGAGCUGGGGAGAUGGUUCGGUGAGUUAAGAGUGUUUGCUACACAAGUAUGAGGUUCUUGAGUUCAAAUCUCCAGUACCUGUGUAAAAACCGGGCUGUGGACACACUCCUGCAACCCAAGUACUGCUAGGGAUGUGCGCUGAGGCUUACAGCUUCCAACCUAGCUCCAGGUUCCAUGUGAGACCCAGUCUCAAGGGAAUGAGGUGGAACGUGAUGGAGCAGGGAGCUGGAAGCCCUCCUCCAACCUUCGCAGCAAUGCAGACUUGUGCAUAGAUGACCCGUGCAUGCACGAGUGUGCGCACACACACACACACACACACACACACACACACACACACACACUCUCAACAAAAGGAUUUGAAAGGGGGAAUCGCUAAUGACUGCUCAGUCACCCACCUCAGGAGACUGUUAAUAGCUGUGAUGCUCCUGGCCCACUGAAAGUUCCUCUCUGUUGACUCCUGACCUAUUUUCUCAUAGCCUCACAAAGGGGCAGUUGAUCUAGAACGGGCGUUGGUGUGUGCAUGUGUGUUUGAAGUUGAUUUGGAGUUUAAAAUAAAGAUAUUUUAAAAGA
Molecule: messenger RNA, 2092 nt
Organism: Mastomys coucha (southern multimammate mouse)
Lineage: Eukaryota; Metazoa; Chordata; Mammalia; Rodentia; Muridae
Gene: Cldn15
Product: claudin 15
Exons: 5
Coding region: 433-1116 (227 amino acids)
Biological process (GO): cell adhesion; bicellular tight junction assembly
Cellular component (GO): plasma membrane; bicellular tight junction
Molecular function (GO): structural molecule activity
Source: RefSeq, a predicted model, not a curated record